This is a messenger RNA of Cotesia congregata, 2955 nucleotides long. Lineage: Eukaryota; Metazoa; Arthropoda; Insecta; Hymenoptera; Braconidae. The record is from the annotation of a GenBank genome assembly.
AUGAUGCGCUUAGUAUCCUCUUUUGUUAUUCUUAUUGUUUGUCAAAAAAUUCAUGGACUUGACCCUAUAACUAAGGAUGACACUCCAAGGAAAAACCAUGCGCAUCGUCGAGCGGUUGACGGAUCACGUGGAAACAAGUAUUACGAACCGGCGGUACAUGAUUCCUUUGACAUUUACGAUCCGUACGACGAAGAGACUGAUUUAUCGGACUACAGAAUCAACGUGCCUGGAGAACCGGGAGUUGAUUAUCCAUCUUACACGAGGAUUCCACAGACUAGUUUUACGUGCGAGCGUCAAUUCAGAGGUUACUACGCAGAUGAAGAAGCUGGAUGUCAAUUGUUUCACGUCUGCGAUGGUAAUUUUUUAGUAUCUUCAUUCUUAUGUCCAAUUGGUUCAACGUUCAGUCAACGUUAUUUGACAUGUGAUUGGUGGAACAAAGUUGACUGUUCCGCUACAAAAUCAUUUUAUCAGAAGGAAACUUCAUCGACAAGUGAAGUUAUUGAUGACGACGAUGAGUAUCUUCGCAAGGCUUACGAAAUGACUAGUCUUCAGUCAUCCGGGAACGGUGUUUCUGCAGAACCUCAAGAUACACCGAUUGAUCAACUAAUUAAUGAAACUCCGCACGUUAAUGAUCUACACAGCUCCGAGCGUUUUCCAGAUUACUCGAACGAUCGAAGUUUAGAUUAUUCGCAAUACAAGUACAGCUCAAGAUAUACAAAUUCGAAUUCAGCGUCAGGUAAUCGAGGUCGUAAUUCACGUUAUUAUUCACAACAGUCCAGUGAUAGUAUUGAAAAUAAUAAUGGUAAUAGCGAUAACGAUGAUGAUGAUAAUAAUAAUAAUAAUAAUUAUAAUGAUGGUGAUGAUCAAUCGUCAAUUAAGAUCCAUACUAUUGGAAGAGAUAGAAAAGAUCAAAUCAAUACGAGGUACAAUGACUUUAGACCUUCUUAUGCACCAACAGUACCAACAGUUACAACAACAACGCGAAGAUUUUAUUCACCAACGAUCCCUACGAUUGUAAGGUCAACACCGUCACGUUCAAGGCACGAUUUAGAAUUUGAAAGCUCCGAUCAUUUGUAUUCAGCUAAAGGGAAAAAUCGUGGAAGGAUUACUCCUCCUAGACCAUUGACGACGACGACCACCACCACUACUACGACCGAAAAAGUCACGUCUGUAACUCCAGCUUCUAUAAAAUCAACCUCGUCGUUUAUUUUAGAAGUUCCUCCAAUUUUAAAGGAAGAUGGUAGUUUUAAAUUGAAUAAAGUUUCUUUUCCACGACCAGCAAUUCGAUUGCGAGCGAAACAGAAUGAUGAUAUAAGCACCGAAAGGUCUAACUCUAUCUCUGAAUUUUCAACCAUUGAUUUAAAUCCUUUCUCAAUAUUUACCUCGACUGAGAAACCUCAGCAAGCUUCGGAAUCAACUGAAGUUAAUGCAUACACCAGAGUUUCUGGUACGGAGAAAUCUCAACGAGUUUCCGAGAUUUCAAGCAUUGAAUUUUAUCCUUAUAAUGACAAUAGCACCGAUGAGCAAUCAAAUUCUUUAGAACAGAAUGACAGAGCUAUCACCAGGCCUUCUUCAAGUAUUCUCCCACCGUUUUAUUAUUAUUCAAACGCUAACCAACAUGACAAUGUGUUACUUGAAAAAUCAGAAGAAUUGGGAAAUCAUUCGUUGUUACUAUCAACACCAUCGUUAACAUCUUCAUCGUUAUCUCCAUCUCCAACUACAUCUUCACCCGAAAUAAUUAAUAUACCUACAACACUUUCGUGGUUUCAAACUACACUGGAGUCUCCUGUCACUGACGUAAUUCCUUUAUUAAAAAAUGAGGUUGAGAUUAAAGAACAGGCGUACACAACAACUGUUAAAAGUGUUGAAAAAUCAUCAUCUUCAAUAAUAAAUACCACGGUAAUGGAUCUUCAGCGGGAAAUAAUAGAACCGCCGUCUAUAAUUUUUAAUCCGCCUCUUAUACAUUCACUUAUUGAGAUUGAAAAUUCAACAUACCCACCAGAAAGUUAUGAGUACACAUUAGUUGAUAAUAAAAAUGUUCAUAUAAGUACUGCAAGUGGUGAAGAGUCUUCAACAAUUUCUGAUCUUUUGUUGUCUAGCUUUGAGAAUAACCCAGCAAAAGAUAGUUUUGAGGAGGUGGAAGACGCUGCUGUUGGUGAAAGUUCUCCGGUUGAAGUGACAUUGACUGUUAAUAAUGAUGAAGAUUUAGAUCCGACUGGUGAAUUGAUAAGAAGUCUCAUUGCUCAGCACGAUCCCACGUCUUCUGAUUCAAUCAGAGACAUUGAAAUACUCAGAUCUAAUUCUCGACCUUCUUCUAUCAUUGAUAAUUAUCGGAGAAAUAAAGUUGUGACUGCUGCUACUGCUGACAACAGAAUAAAACAAAGAUCUAGAACAAGAGCAAGAGUUAAUACCGAACCGACGACUUAUUCAGUAAAACGAAGAAAUAAACUUAAAUUAAGAGCUGAAGAUUCAUCUACUGAUAAUCUUCCAAGACCAUUUUCAUUAUCACCACCUUCGUACUCUUCUGAUGUAACGCUACCCACUGUUGACUUCAUAGAACCACGACCAGUACACCCAUCAAGAAUACGAAAUACUGAAACAGUUGUUAAAGAUAAUUAUGAAAUUGGUAACACUAAACAUGAAGGACUUUUGCAAUCUUCUCAUACGUUAUUUGACUUACCUAAGCAAGAUAAAUUAUCAGAUUUUCAAGGCAGUCAUAACUUACCGCAAAAAUUUGAAAAAAACAGUAAGCCAGUUAUUCAGAAAAAUGAGACUAAAGUUGAAACUGAAGGCAAAGUUUUAGUCGAGACACAGUUAGUUCCUGCGCUGGGAUUUUCUCUUAAUACUGAUGAAGAAAGAGAAAAAUUUGCUCAUGCUGUUCUUCAUGGUUUGUUUUCAGACGUUUCAGCCGAAUCGAAUGUCAAGAAAAAAAUGGAUGGUGACCUUAAAAGUUGA